Molecule: messenger RNA, 378 nt
Organism: Etheostoma cragini (Arkansas darter)
Lineage: Eukaryota; Metazoa; Chordata; Actinopteri; Perciformes; Percidae
Gene: dnajc27
Product: DnaJ (Hsp40) homolog, subfamily C, member 27
Exons: 3
Molecular function (GO): GTP binding; GTPase activity
Source: RefSeq, a predicted model, not a curated record
UCCCUAGCUAACGGCUAGCUUGUUGCUAGUGCCAAACAAACGGCUGGUUAGCAUCGAAGGCUAUGAGACAACCAACAACAACGCCGCAUUUUUCGACUUCUGCGCAAAAAUCGUCGAUUUAAAAGAAAUCCAAGAUGGAGACUAACGCACCGAAGCGACGAGAUAACAAGAAAUCUCUGCGCGUGAAGGUGAUAAGCCUCGGGAAUGCGGAGGUCGGGAAGAGCUGCAUUAUCAAGCGCUACUGUGAGAAGAGGUUCGUUCCCAAGUACUUAGCCACGAUAGGCAUCGACUACGGCGUCACCAAAGUGCAGGUACGCGACAGAGAAAUCAAAGUCAACAUCUUCGACAUGGCCGGUCAUCCCUUCUUCUACGAAGUAA